Molecule: messenger RNA, 1548 nt
Organism: Mangifera indica (mango)
Lineage: Eukaryota; Viridiplantae; Streptophyta; Magnoliopsida; Sapindales; Anacardiaceae
Product: GABA transporter 1-like
Exons: 7
Coding region: 98-1474 (458 amino acids)
Cellular component (GO): plasma membrane
Source: RefSeq, a predicted model, not a curated record
GAUAAUGAAAGAAACAUUCAAACUUUUCCAAUGUGUUAGAUUCAUCAUCACACAGAUUCUUUCUGCACAGAACUGUUAGUCAAUCACAAGGCCAAAGAUGGGAACUGUAGUUCCAAGCUCUAUGGAUUUACCAAAAACUGAUAAUGAAACAGGCAUCAUUCAUUCUCCAGAAGAGCUUGACGCUGGAGCUUUGUUUGUCCUCAAGUCCAGAGGAUCAUGGCUGCACUGUGGAUAUCAUUUGACAACAUCAAUUGUUGGCCCUGUGAUUUUCAGUCUGCCCUUUACAAUGGCCUUGUUAGGCUGGGUUACUGGAGUUGUAAUUGUGACUCUUGCGGCUCUGGUGACUUUCUAUGCGUAUAAUCUUCUUUCUGUUGUUUUGGAGCACCAUGAACAGCUUGGGAAACGUCAACUUCGGUUCAGAGACAUGGCCAGGGACAUUUUAGGGCCAGCUUGGAGUAAGUUUCUUGUAGCUCCCCUUCAGUUUGCUAUAUGCUAUGGUGCUGUUAUUGGUUGUACUCUUCUUGGAGGACAGAGCCUCAAGUUCAUUUACUUGCUAUACCACCCAAAAGGAGCAAUGCAACUUUAUCAAUUCAUAUUAAUUUUUGCCUCAGUACCCCUAAUUUUGGCACAAAUGCCAUCUUUUCACUCAUUGAGGCAUAUCAAUCUUAUCUCAUUAAUCCUCUGUCUGGCCUAUGCCGCUUGUGCUACUGCUGGUGCCAUUUACAUAGGACUGUCCAAGAAUGCACCAGCUAGGGCCUAUUCUAUAAAAGGAUCUCAACUAAACCGCGUUUUCGGCUCUUUUAAUGGCAUAUCAAUUAUCUCCACAACUUAUGCAAGUGGAAUAAUCCCAGAAAUACAGGCAACUAUAGCACCUCCAGUGAAGGGUAAGAUGUUCAAGGGACUAUGCAUCUGUUAUGCAGUCGUUGUUACAACAUUUUUCAGUGUGGCCAUCUCUGGGUAUUGGGCAUUUGGAAAUCAGGCCUUGUCUACAAUUCUUAGUAAUUUCAUGGGUGAUGAGAAGCCAUUGCUACCCACUUGGUUUCUUUUAAUGACCAACAUCUUCACUCUUAUGCAACUAGUAGCAAUCACUUUGAUUUACUUGCAGCCAACAAACGAAGUUUUCGAAAAAUGGUUUGCGAAUCCGAAGAUGGAUCAAUUUGCGAUGCGUAAUGUAGUCCCACGGCUAAUAUUCAGGACACUUUCUGUGAUCAUUGGCACUUUCAUAGCUGCCAUGCUACCUUUCUUCGGUGACAUCAUGGCGCUGUUUGGAGCAUUCGGAUGCAUUCCUCUAGAUUUCAUAUUGCCAAUGGUUUUCUACAAUGUGACAUUCAAGCCAGCCAAACUGAGCAUAAUUUUCUGGGUAAACACAUUGAUAGCAAUAGUAUCCUCUGGUUUGGUAGCAAUGGGAGCAGUGGCAUCAGUUCGACAAAUCAUUCUUGAUGCCAAGACAUAUCAUUUAUUCGCUAAUAUGUAACAUAAGCAAUAUUAUGUGCUGAUUAUAAUGGACAGAAUGAAGCUUUAGAGAUAAGUAAUGAUCUUUUAUUAUAA